AUGUUUGGAGAGGAACUGCUCAGUGCGGUGGAAGAGGCCAGGGCUAUCGUGGAAGGUGUGAAGGCCUGGGAGGUGACGGUGGAUGAAAGGAAACUGCUUACCCUGAUGGAUUUCAAACAGAAUUUGAAAGAAAAAACCAAAAACCAUAGUGUCUGGAUCAACGUAUGCCUGUCAGACAGAGCACUGCAAGAGUUCCUUGUGAAUACCGUUCUGUUUUGCAAGAAGUCAUCUCCAGAAAACACCAUCUAUAUCAAGGCUCUGUUGAGGUGCCUCCUGGAUCCUCAUGUCUAUUCUGUCAAGGACUUCCCCAGGUCUUCCUUCAUUAUGCAAUGGAUCUUCCAAACUGAGCACAUGCUUCCCGAAACUCCCAAUGUUUCUGAGCUUGAAGAUCUCACCCAGACACUGCUGCAAAUGAAGGACUACAUCCAGGAAGUCACCUACGCACCAGGAACUUCUGCAUCUGCCAUUCAUGAAGCAAAGAUAAAAGCCACCUUGACUGCGAGCCAAGCUGUUUAUUUCUUACUCCAGUUUCUCCAGGAAAGGGCACAGAAAGACCUAGAACUCUUGGUGCUCUUAAUUACGACCAGCACGGGAUACCAGGUGGAAAGGAGCACUUUUCAGUACCUCCUUGGAUAUCCAGAAAUUAGCUUCAUGAUAAAUGAAUUGCAAACCGGACAUAAGGAGUAUCUGAGCCUGAAGGACCAAGAUGUUUACAGAGCCCAGGCCUUCCUGCUGCUGAUGGGUCUAACCGUAACACCUGAACAUAAAGCCGUGUCCUUUCAGCAGAAGAAUGAGCGUUUAGUUUUCAUGAAAGAUCAAAUGAAAAACUUAUUGUCCUCAGAGAUAACAACUCUCCUCGAAAAGCACAGUGCAUUCAAAGACUGGGAGAUGCUGGAAAGCGACUUGCGGUCCUUUGUCAAUGGGUGCUUGGAUGAUACAUAUGACGAUCUGAAGAAACACAAUAUAAUCAAAGACAUGGAAGACACUUUUCAAAGAACAGAGCCUUCCAGUCAGUCCAAACCCAAAUCAGACGGCAGCGAACCCAAAGAAAAUCGAGCCAUUGCAAACCAAGAGUUCCUCCACUUACUUAAGCACCUUGGACUAGAAAGUCACUAUCCAAGAAAAAUGGGGACAGAAGAUUUCCAUGUCAUAUGCAAGACAUCUUUGUAUGACAGCCAGCCCAGCACGGACAAUGAACUGCCGUUUUACUUCUUGCAAAAGCUGUUAACCGUGGAUUAUCGGGUGAGGUACCUGACUCGCAAGGAUGAGACCAACCCAGGACUCACACCUGUGCCAAAAACCACAGAGCAAAAGCAGGAACCCUCGGACUCCUUUGAUGACUUUUUUACUGAUUUGGAGGAAGAAGCCCCUGAAUCUGCAACGGGGGAGAGUUGUAUGGACCUCCAGAUGAUAGAGUUCCCCCUCUGGUCCCUCAGCCAAAUCAAAAAGAGCUGGAAAGGGGCUGAGAAGUCGGGAAAGCAGGUCAGAAUCAGUAGUUACAAAAACAAACUCAUUUAUCAGGUAGAGACACCCAUCGUGUCCUUCAUACGGAUCGGCACUUCUCCCUCCUCUUCCAAGUCUCAGAUCCUGAAUGCUCUGCUCAGCAAACAAAAGCAUGACACUUUCUUCCACCGACAUUGCAAAGGCAGCACCAAAGAUUGUUUGCUGAUGAAAGGUGUUGUGGAGAUCUCCUGGUACUGUCCCCGGGGCAGUGACGAUGACAGCUUUGACUGCUGCAUUGCUUUCUGCAACCUGCACGGAGAUGCAAGGGAUCACGAAAAACAGCUACAGUUUUUACAGGAGAUAUCUGCUGUGAACGUGGCUCUCGUGUCCCAGUCUGAUCAGAGUGACAAGAAAGGGAUGAAAAUUUUACGGGACCUGUGGCAGUCACAAAGGCCUCUGGUUUGUCUUUUCACUGAGAAAGAGAAUGUUGCUGCUGGCCGAUCUCGCCAAAACAUAAAAAUAGGUAUCAAGAACAGAAAUGAAGCAGAACUAAUGAAUGAGCUGAAAAAAACAAUCAGGCAUCUCCUGGAAGGGUCUGACACACUUUUCAGCCUUGAUGGCUGCCUAGACAAAGCUCGCAAGCACGGAUUCUUAGUCGAUGAAGAUUCAGACGCAUGUGUGACUGCCAAAGAAGAGGCAAAGGCACUGGUGAAGCUUCUGAAGAAAGAGAAGUUGUGUGAGAUCAAAUCCCAGCUACUGCCUCUCCAAGGAAAACUGUGGUACACGUGGUGCCAAAAAGACAAAGAACUCACUCGCCUGCAGGAAAAGAGGAACAAGAGCAUAGAGCAUCAUCGGAGCCAAAUUGAAUCAGAGAAGUCAGCAAUAAGAAGAAAGCAACUAGACAAAGCGUUCCCCCUCAACAAACUGAUGAAAUCAGUCCUUGGCUUUCUCCAGUCACAGUCAACAGAUACCAAGAAAUACUUCCUGCAGUGGAUGAAGGUCUUUAUGGAUGACCUGUCCUCUGAUCGCCUUGACGAACUGAAGAGACAAUAUCACCAGUUAUGGUCUAAAAUUCUGGCAAUGAAAAAAAGCAAUGAAAAAUACAAUCUGAAAUCUCAGUUGCUGAAUAAUUUAGAUGCCCUCUCCAAUGAAAUCAAUGAUUCGUCCAUUGGCCUUGAGCAUAUUUUGAGAGAAGUAGGGCAGAUUUAUGAAGCUCUGCAAUCGACGAACUCAGAGGAUGAAUGUUUUGUCAAACUACCUGAAAUUGCAGCUGGUCUGAUGGUUUCAGGGUAUCCCAUCGAGCUGAUGGAUGGUGAUGCUUCUUACAUACCAUUACGAUGGGUUGGAGCAAUCUUUGACAGAUUAAUUGAGAAGCUGGGGGACAAACGAGUAUUUGUUCUUUCGGUGCUUGGCAUCCAGAGCACGGGGAAGUCAACCCUGUUGAAUGCCAUGUUUGGUCUUCAGUUUAACGUCAGUGCAGGGAGAUGCACCCAGGGAGCGUUUAUGCAGCUAAUUAAAGUGGAUGAGAAGCUGCAACAGGAUUUGGACUUUGAUUACGUGCUAGUUGUUGACACAAAGGGUCUUCGUGCCAUAGAGAUGGUCAAUAAACAGUCCCUUAACCACGACAACGAGCUGGCGACCUUUGUCAUUGGCAUCGGCAACAUGACCCUGAUCAAUAUCUUUGGAGAGAAUCCUUCAGAAAUGCAAGAUGAAUUCUGUGAUGUCUCCUGCUUCAGCGAUGUCAUACGCUUUGACGUAAACACCCAUAUACAUUACUUUGCUCAUCUGUGGGAAGGAAACCCCCCAAUGGCACCGCCCAAUCCCACCUACAGCCAGAACGUCCAGGAAUUAAAGAACAAAAUUCCCCAAGCUGCCAAGAAGGAGUCGCAGGGCAGAGUUUUGAAGCUCUCGAGUUUGAAAGUUCGUAUUAGGGACCUCUGGAACGCUUUGCUGAAUGAAAACUUCAUUUUCAGCUUCAAGAAUUCCGUGGAGAUUGCUGUGUACAAGAAACUGGAAACUGCCUUUAGUCAGUGGACCUGGCAGUUGAGGAGUCACAUCUUAGACUUGCAAAUGAGACUGGACAACAAAAUUCACAAUGGGAGCUUGCAGAAGGUCACUACAGAACACCUUGAAAAACUAGUGCAAGAGAAAAGUGAUGCCAUCACAAAGGACAUGGAAGAGUAUUUCAGUGAAGACAGAGACUGUGAGAUACUGGUCCAGUGGAAAGGUAGCACAGAAAUGAAACUGAAAGAACUAAAAGGGUCUCUUCUUCUUGAAACCAGAAAGAAGUGUGAGAAUCUUAUUGAACUAAAGAAGAACCACUGUAAACUGGAGGAAAGGAAAUCAGACUAUGAAAACGAGCUCCUGGAAAGGAGUAGGCAGUUGGCUCUGAGGCUAAAAGGCCAGAGACUAAGUGCAAGUGAACUGAGAAACAACUUUAUGUCUCUCUGGGCAGCCUGGAUUGCUGAAGUCUCCUCUGCUGCUCCCUCUCCGGAAGAGGUUGAUAUCGAUGUGGAAAUAGAAGAUGUCCUUCUAGAUCACUUUAAGGAACCUAACUUACUUACACAAAUACUGACAUUUCCCGAACAUGGACAAUUUUCUGUUGACUUGGAGAAACACAUCGCUAAGAAAAAACGUUGGGGCAUCUUUACUAUGAGUUCUGAUGAUGUUGAUGUGAGCAACAUACACCGCAUUACAGACAACAUCAUUGCACGUGUGAUGGCAAACAUUGACAAGAAGGAAAAGGAGAAAAGGGAUUACAGUCGAAGUUUGAUUCAUGAAAUACUAAAUGAAGUACAGGAAGGUGUGAACUCUGUCCCUAGCAGUGCAAAAUACAGUUUUAAUAGCGAUUACAGAAUAGAUCUAUCACUGUAUCUGUGCAGAAAGGCAGCAGAAAGGUUUAAAGCCAUGCAUGUAGCAUUCCAGAAAGCAAAUGAUCCAGUCAUCUACCUGGAGAGCAAGAAAGAAGAUUUCUUUAAAUGUUUCCAGAUUUCCUGCCAAGGAGCCACUUCUAUCACAACAUUUGCUGUUUUCCUGUGUGACAAGAUUGGCCCAGCUCUUUGCCAGGCGGUCUAUGAGAGGACAGCUCUUGCCCUAGCUCGAGAAAUGAAGGAGAAAAUCCCAAAUUUCAAUGGCAAUAGAUCCUUUCUGGAAGUUUGCAUACUGAGAUACCUGGCACGCGAAGAAGAUUUUGAGAAAUUCAAGGAGUACCUUAAUUGCCCAGGACAGUUUCUACAGAGUUACAUUAAGACCCAUGUCGAGAGGUACUGUUCAGGUAAGGACAGGAGGCUGGAGAAUUGUCUAGAUGAAUCCCUUACUCACUACUAUGAAAGCAUCUUGUCAGCUGUUUCUGCAUCAACCAAAGUCAUCCAAGACAGAAAAGACAGAAAUGACAAAAUCUCUCUUUGGCUGGAUGAAUUUUGCAGUGCACUUGAAGAGGUGCUAAGCUUGCCCCGAAGGGACCUGAAGGGCAUUGAGCAUCAGGAGAUACCAGACAUGGAGUUCCUGAAUAAUGCCAUGACAGAAGCACUGGCUCCCCUGAAAGCUGCAAAACAGAAGAGCAUCGCUGCUGCCAGCAGCCAUACGGCCAAGAUUAAGACCAAGUGCAGAUGA
Molecule: messenger RNA, 5055 nt
Organism: Tauraco erythrolophus (red-crested turaco)
Lineage: Eukaryota; Metazoa; Chordata; Aves; Musophagiformes; Musophagidae
Source: RefSeq, a predicted model, not a curated record